Molecule: messenger RNA, 2008 nt
Organism: Jaculus jaculus (lesser Egyptian jerboa)
Lineage: Eukaryota; Metazoa; Chordata; Mammalia; Rodentia; Dipodidae
Gene: Srpk3
Product: SRSF protein kinase 3
Exons: 15
Coding region: 60-1760 (566 amino acids)
Biological process (GO): regulation of mRNA processing; protein phosphorylation; spliceosomal complex assembly
Molecular function (GO): ATP binding; protein kinase activity
Source: RefSeq, a predicted model, not a curated record
UUGGGCCCCCGCAGGAGCAGCCACCCCAGGGCACCAGAACUGUGGGCGGUGAGGCCGGGAUGAGUGCCAGCACAGGUGGUGGCGGCGGGGACAGUGGCGACAGCAGCAGCAGCUCACAGACCUCCUGCGGGCCUGAGUCUUCAGGCUCUGAACUGGCUCCAGCCAUACCAGCACCUCGGCUGCUUCAGGGACUCCUGGGCUCUGAUGAUGAGGAACAGGAAGACCCCAAGGACUACUGCAAGGGUGGUUACUACCCGGUAAAGAUUGGUGACCUGUUCAAUGGACGGUACCACGUGGUGCGCAAACUCGGCUGGGGCCACUUCUCUACUGUCUGGCUCUGCUGGGACAUUCAGCGCAAGCGCUUUGUGGCCCUGAAAGUGGUGAAGAGUGCAGGACAUUACACAGAGACAGCUGUGGAUGAGAUCAAGCUCCUGAAAUGUGUCCGGGACAGUGACCCUACUGACCCCAAACGGGAGACCAUUGUUCAGCUGAUUGAUGACUUCAGAAUCUCAGGGGUUAACGGAGUCCAUGUGUGCAUGGUGCUGGAAGUCUUGGGCCACCAGCUCCUCAAAUGGAUCAUCAAGUCCAACUACCAGGGUCUGCCUGUGCCCUGUGUGAAGAGCAUUGUGAGGCAGGUGCUACAUGGCCUGGACUACCUCCAUACCAAGUGCAAGAUCAUCCACACGGACAUCAAGCCUGAGAACAUCCUGCUGUGUGUGGGAGACGCGUACAUCAGGCGCCUGGCAGCUGAGGCCACCGAGUGGCAGCAAUCAGGGGCCCCACCCCCAUCGCGCUCCACAGUCAGCACUGCCCCCCAGGAGGUUCUGCAGACUGGUAAGCUGUCCAAAAGCCAGAGGAAGAAGAUGAGGCGUAAACGGAAGCAGCAAAAGCGGUUGCUGGAGGAGCGGCUGCGGGACCUGCAGCGGCUGGAAGCCAUGGAGGCUGCGGCCCAGGCCGAGGACUCAGGCUCAAGACUGGAGGGGGGCAGCGGCUCCACCUCAUCUUCAGGCUGCCCCCUUGGGGGCACCAGGGCUGUCCCCUCCCCAGCCUCCUCCUCCCCUGCCCCGGGGGGCAGCCGCCGUAGCUUCAGCCCUAGCUCGCAGACCUCAGGCUUCUCGGGCUCCCUCUUCUCCAUGGCCUCAGGCUCCAUCCUCUCAGGCUUGUCUAAUCAGCGGGAGGCCGGAGGCCUUCUGUCUCCCAGCACACCAUUUGGUGCUUCCAACCUCCUGGUGAACCCCCUGGAGCCCCAAAAUGCAGACAAGAUCAAGAUCAAGAUUGCAGACCUGGGCAAUGCCUGCUGGGUGCACAAGCACUUCACGGAGGACAUUCAGACUCGGCAGUACCGGGCUGUAGAGGUGCUGAUCGGUGCAGAGUAUGGACCCCCGGCAGACAUUUGGAGCACAGCCUGCAUGGCCUUCGAGCUGGCCACUGGUGAUUACCUGUUCGAGCCUCAUUCUGGAGAAGACUACAGUCGUGAUGAGGACCACAUUGCUCACAUCGUGGAGCUUCUGGGAGACAUCCCUCCAGCCUUCGCCCUCUCAGGCCGCUAUUCCCGGGAGUUCUUCAACCGGAGGGGAGAGCUGCGGCACAUCCACAACCUCAAGCAUUGGGGCCUGUAUGAGGUGCUCAUGGAGAAGUAUGAGUGGCCCCUGGAGCAAGCCACGCAAUUCAGUGCCUUCCUGCUGCCCAUGAUGGAGUACGUCCCGGAGAAGCGGGCCAGCGCGGCCGACUGCCUCCAGCACCCCUGGCUCAAUCCCUAGGUCCUGCCACAGCUGCAGGCAGCAGGGGCCAAGGUGGCUUUGCCUCCAGCCCUCAGUGCCUUGAGGGAUAGCAGGCAACUCCCACCGCCCUGCAGGAGCUGCCCUCUCCUGCCCUGCUGGGUACGGGCCUCCUCACCCCUAUGGAAGGGCAGACAUGCUGAGGCAGGCCCGUGCUGUAGUGUGUCUGUCUGCUCACGGUCUCUCAGAGGGUCCUGAGCAGGAAAGUAUGCCUGUGCCUUUCUUAAUAA